Thlaspi arvense is the source of this 1506-nucleotide messenger RNA. Lineage: Eukaryota; Viridiplantae; Streptophyta; Magnoliopsida; Brassicales; Brassicaceae. The record is from the annotation of a GenBank genome assembly.
UACUCUGCAUCCCCUACAUGCUCGAGUGAGAAUCGCGACGGCCAAAGUAUGAAGCAUCUUCUUGGUCGUCUUCUCGUUCGUGCAAAGCCAAAUCGCAUUCUCAGUAGCUUCCUUUAUCACUCCUCCCGGAGAGGAGGCAGGACCGUGACCUCGCCGUUGGACCCAUACGACACUCUGCAGCGUCGGGUGGCGAGGGCCGGCGAUCCCUCGGCUUCGAUUGUAAGAGUGUUGGAUGGGUGGCUCGAUCAGGGGAAUCUGGUGAAGACUUCGGAGCUCCACUCCAUCAUCAAGAUGCUCCGCAAAUUCAGCCGUUUCUCCCACGCCCUCCAGAUAUCAGAUUGGAUUAGUGAGCAUAGAGUUGAUGAUAUCUCUGAGGGAGAUGUGGCGAUUCGCCUUGAUUUGAUUGCCAAAGUUUGUGGUAUGGGAGAAGCUGAAAAGUUCUUCGAGAGGAUUCCUGCGGAGAGGAGGAACUACCAUCUCUACGGUGCUCUCUUGAACUGCUACGCCAGCAAGAAAGUGUUGCACAAAGCUGAGCAAUUGUUUGACAAGAUGCGAGAGCUCGGCUUCCUCCGUGGCUGUCUUCCCUACAACGUGAUGCUCAACCUCUACAUCAGGAGUGGCAAAUACUCAAUGGUUGAGAAGCUUCUCCGAGAGAUGGAGGAUCUUGAUGUCAAGCCGGACAUCUUCACGGUGAACACGCGCCUGCAUGCUUAUUCCGUUGUAUCUGAUGUAGAGGCGAUGGAGAAGUUUCUGACGAGCUGCGAGGCUGACACUGCGCUUCAGCUGGACUGGCGCACCUACGCCGAUGCUGCAAACGCCUACAUCAAAGCUGGAUCAACCGACAAGGCGCUAGAGAUGCUGCGUAAAUCAGAGCAUCUGCUGAAUCCUCAGAAAAGAAAGCAGGCCUACGAGGUUCUCAUCUCCUUCUACGGCGCUGCUGGUAUCAAGGAAGAGGUGUACCGUCUCUGGAGCCUGUACAAGGAGCUGGACGGGUUCUACAACACUGGAUACAUCAGCGUGAUCAGCGCGCUCUUUAAGGUGCAAGAUAUCGAAGGUGUCGACAAGAUUAUGGGAGAGUGGGAAGCUGGACACUCCCUAUUCGACGUCAGGAUCCCGCUCCUGCUAGUGACGGGUUAUUGUAAGAAUGGGAUGAUGGAGAAGGCGGAGGAAGUGGCAAAGAUGGUGGUCAAGGAGACGAGCACAUGGGAGCGGUUAGCUCUGGGUUACAAGAUGGCCGGUGAGAUGGAGAAAGCGGUGGAGAGAUGGAAGAAGGCGAUAGAGGUGAGCCAGCCAGGGUGGAGACCGCACCAGGUUGUGCUGAUGAGCUGUGUGGAUUAUCUGGAGGGUCAGAGAGACAUGGAAGGUUUGAGAAAUGUUCUGAGACUGCUCAGCGAGCGAGGUCACGUUUCCUACGAUCAACUACUGUACGAUAUGAACGGAGCUGGACUGGGUUGGAAGAUAGUAGACGCAAUGGGAAGAAGCCGUGUACUAAGAAUGGAGUCUUGA